ACACUGGCUCACUGAGGCCUACAUCCUGUUUGCCACACCUUACUUCCUGUACGACAUCGUGGCCAUGUUCCAGGUCUACAGGCACAGGCUGCAGGUCAAAGGUCACGAGGAGGCGGGGCUUGGAGCGGCGGUGUGGGGUUUCCUGCGUCGAGAGGUUCUGAUGGUCCUGCAUCACGUCUUCAUGGUGGCCUUCUGCUUUCCCGCCUCUCUGCUGUGGCGCCGGGGCCGAGGGGACUACUUCCAGGGUCUCCUGUUCCUGGCCGAGCUCAGCACGCCGUCYGUCAGUCUGGGAAAGGUUCUGAUCCAGUUUCAGAAACAGAACUGUGUUCUUCAUCGACUGAACGGACUCAUCAUCAUCAUCCUCUUCUUCUGCUGCCGGGUCCUGCUGUUCCCCUACCUGUACUGGACCUACAGCAGGUAUGCAUCCAUCCCGGUCCUGGCGGUCCCCCUGGUGGCCCCAUGGCAGUGUAACCUGGGAGCCGCUCUUUUGUGGCCCCUGCAGCUCUACUGGUUCUGUUUGAUCUGCAGAGCAGCCCUGAGACCCCGUAGACCCUGGAGCACCCCCCCGGAUCAGAACCGAUCAAUAAAAGAAUGACCUGAGGGUGAGGCCGGCUCCAUGCAGGGGCAAGAGUGGGGCGGAGCUCCCUGAAACAAAUGCUCRGCCCCAAAAAAACAAAUUCUCCACCCCCUGAAGUAAAUAUCUGCCCCCUGAAGUAAAUGCUUGCCCCCGAAACAAAAGCUUUGUUUGAGUAAAACAAACUGCUGUUUUUUUACGUAUUAUUAUUUAUGAUUGUUUUUACUUUUUGAGGUUAUAAGUUUCAACUCAUAGAGUUAUAAGACAACUAGAGUGAGCACUAGUCAUGUGACCUUAUUCACUGUAGCAACAACACAUGAGAUUAGCUGAGAGGCUAGCUGUAGGCUACGCUAAUGUGUGUUUUAGUAGAUAUCAACUAAUUAGCUAUGCUGAGUCAAGGCUGACUGUGUCAGAAAAAGUUGGAAAUGCCUGUAAUUUAAUAAUUUAAUUUUAGAAAGUAUAUAAAAAUAUAAGCGUGUCAGAAAGCUGUGGAUUUAAUAGCAGAAGAGAAAAGGAAAAUGCCUCAUGCACAAAUAAACAGAUUUGAUCUUAUUUACCUUAAUGUGGAUGUGAUGUGAGCAGAACUGAAGCCAAUAACAGGUCAAUUUAAAAAAAUCUGAUGCAAACACACAUGUAAACACACAUGUAAACACACAUGUAAACACACAUGUAA
Austrofundulus limnaeus is the source of this 1247-nucleotide messenger RNA. Its product is annotated as protein FAM57B. NCBI's taxonomy places the organism in Eukaryota, Metazoa, Chordata, Actinopteri, Cyprinodontiformes, Rivulidae. The record is from RefSeq and is a predicted model, not a curated record. Gene Ontology annotation, biological process: ceramide biosynthetic process; lipid homeostasis. Gene Ontology annotation, molecular function: sphingosine N-acyltransferase activity. Gene Ontology annotation, cellular component: membrane; endoplasmic reticulum.